Messenger RNA from Arachis ipaensis, 754 nucleotides. NCBI's taxonomy places the organism in Eukaryota, Viridiplantae, Streptophyta, Magnoliopsida, Fabales, Fabaceae. The record is from RefSeq and is a predicted model, not a curated record.
GUGAAGCGGUAAAUCUUAAGCUGUAUUCACACUGGAUGAGCUCCUGCUCCUUCUGAGUUCGAUUCUCUCUCAACCUCAAAGGCUUAAAAUACCACUACGUAGCUGUCACCGCCUCCUCCAAAUCUGACCCUGAGUUCCUCAAGUUGAAUCCUCUUGCUUUAAUUCCCGUUCUGGUGGAUGGCGAUUUUGUUCUUGCUAAAUCUUUAGCCAUUAUUAUGUAUUUAGAUGAUAAGUAUCCUCAAUACCCUUUGCUGCCUCAUGACAUUCCCAAAAGAGCACUCAAUUUUCAGGUUGCACAUAUUGUUUUGCAGAAUAACGUCAUUGAGAAAAAGGUUGGCCCUCAUGAAAAACUUCCUUGGGCACAAAGUGUCAUUAGAAAGGGCUUCACAGUACAGGGGCAUUUGAGUUUUGAAAUACCUUCAAUUCUUAUUAUUAGUCUUCAAUAUGUAGUGCAAGAUCACUUGGAGGAUUUUAAUUGGUGUUGCCGUGGAAUAUGUAAUCUGACAGCCCAUUCCAGAGGAUUGGUUUGGGUGAUAAAUAUCCUAUUGGCAGUAAAGUUUAAGCUGUUUGGAGUGAAGAUAGCUCCGCUGAGAAUGAACAAAGGAAUGAACACUGAUACAAUUGUUAAGGCCAAGAGUUUUCUUUAUGGUGAUGAAGAUCAGCAUGAAAAAGAUGUGUUUGAGAAGAAUCUGAAGGCGCUUCAGAACAUUUUUUAGUCAUUAUGCCAAGAUUAGAAGAUUAACGAUUUUCUGUU